UCACAAGACCCUCCCACUCAGUGGAUCAUGAUAACAGGAAGCUACGGAGCCGGCUUCGGCGUGAGGAUGUGGCUCCUAAAAGUCCUGCUGCUCUCCCUACUGACUGCUGUUUCUGGGGCUGCCGACUCAAAGGCUGUCACCACCUCUCUCACAACCAAAUGGACCGACACUCCUCUGCUGCUGGAGGCCAGUGAGUUCCUUGCUGAGGAGAGCCAGGACAAGUUCUGGGACUUUGUUGAGGCCAACCAAAACAUAGAAGGAGAGCAUGAUGACACAGAUCAAGCCUACUAUGAGUUGAUUUUGAAGAAAGCCAGUACUUUACUCAGCUCCAUCCAGUUAAACAUGCUGAAGUUUGCCCUUUCACUGAGAGCUUACUCCUCUACAGUACAUUCCUUUCAGCAGAUAGCGUCCACUGAGCUUCCUCCUUCAGGCUGCUCAGCUUUUAUCAGCGUCCAUGGAGAGAAGACGUGUGAUGUGGAAAGCUUGGCUACACUAUUGCAAACCGCCCCACAAAGGCCCAGGCCGUACCUUUUCAAAGGUGAUCACAGAUUCCCAGGCUCCAAUCCCGAUGCGCCUGUUGUCAUUCUCUAUGCUGAACUUGGGAAGCCAGAUUUCCAACGGUUUCACCAAGCCAUAAUAUCCACAGUCAGCGAGGGCUCGGCCACUUAUGUCCUCCGUCACUACACAGCUAAAUCAAGUGGAAAGAGAGUCUAUUUGUCGGGGUACGGAGUGGAACUGGCCAUCAAAAGCCAGGAGUACAAGGCAAAGGAUGACACACAAGUCCAAGGGGAGGAUGUGAACGCCACAGUGAUUGGAGAGAAUGACCCAGUGGACGAGGUCCAAGGAUUCCUCUUUGGCAAACUCAAGACUCUCUAUCCAGAACUGAAGGAACAGUUAAAGGAGUUGAGGAAGCAUUUAGUAGAAAGCACCAAUGAAAUGGCACCUCUAAAAGUCUGGCAGAUGCAAGAUCUGAGUUUCCAGACAGCAGCUCGCAUUCUUGCUGCUCCCGCUGUUGAUGCCCUCAAUGUAAUGAAGGACCUCAGUCAGAACUUCCCCACCAAAGCCAGGUCUAUCACCAAAACAGUGGUGACCCCUGAGGUCCGCAAGGAAAUUGGCGAGAACCAAAAGUUCUUCAAAGGAACUCUAGGGUUGCAGCCAGGGGAUUCGGCCCUGUUCAUCAACGGGCUGCACAUAGAUCUGGACACCCAAGACAUCUUCAGUGUGUUCGAGGUGCUGCGCAGUGAGGCUAGGGUGAUGGAGGGCCUGCGCUCGCUUCUCAUCGACACCCCCUACAUUCACGACAUCCUGAAGCUCAACGUCCAGCCGUCUGACUCGGACUAUGCCGUCGACAUCCGCAACCCUGCCAUCUGCUGGAUUAACAACCUGGAGACAGACCACAGGUACAGCUCGUGGCCCUACAACGUGCAGGAGCUGCUCAGACCAACUUUUCCGGGAGUCAUCAGGCAGAUCCGCAAGAACUUUCACAAUCUGGUUAUCAUUCUGGACCCGACCCAGGAGAACGCCGCUGAGCUGCUGAGCGUGGCGGAGAUGUUUUAUUCCAACAAUAUCCCCCUCAGGAUUGGGCUGGUGUUCAUCGUGUCGGAUGAGGACGACGUUGACGGCAUGCAGGAUGCAGGCGUGGCGCUUGUCCGAGCCUUUAACUACAUCACAGACGAGGUCGACGGUCAGAGUGCGUUUGAAGCGGUCAUCUCAAUGUUUAACAGGGUGCCCGUUGGUGGACGGCUGAGCGUUGCGGAUGUGGUCAAAGUUCUGGAGAAGAGGUUUCCCUACGUGGAGGUCAGCAGUGUUCUUGGGGCCGACUCCACCUAUGACAACAAGAGGAAGGAAGGGCGGGCAUACUACGAGCAGACAGGAGUGGGCCCGCUGCCUGUGGUCAUGUACAACGGCAUUCCCUACCGGCGGGAGCAGCUUGAUCCGGAUGAACUGGAAACGGUCACCAUGCAAAAAAUCCUGGAGACCACCUCCUUCUAUCAGAGAGCCGUGUAUUUGGGUGAGCUGGCCACAGAUCACGACGUGGUGGACUUCAUCAUGAAUCAGCCAAAUGUUGUCCCUCGCAUCAACCCCAGGGUGUUGUCCACCAGCAGAACCUACCUUGAUUUGUCUGAUACCAAUGAUUAUGCUCGCUUCUCCACCCUGGACUCUAAGGAGAGGAGCACCGCUGUGGCCAACAGCAUGAACUACAUGACAAAGAAAGAUGAUGUAUACAUCCGUCCUGUGACGUUCUGGGUGGUCGGAGACUUUGACACGCCCUCUGGACGCCAGCUUCUCUAUGACGCCAUCAGACACAUGAAAACCAGCAACAACGUCCGACUGGGCAUGAUCAACAACCCCUCAGCUGCCCCGGCUGCUGAGAGCAGCCGCGUGACCAGAGCAAUCUGGGCCGCCAUGCAGACGCAGUCUGCCAACAACGCCAAGAACUUCAUCACAAAGAUGGCCAAGGAGGAGACCGCCGCGGCCCUGGACAGGGGCGUGGACAUCGGGGAGUUUGCCGUCGGGGGUAUGGAUCUGUUAUUGUUCAAAAGUGCAUAUGAGAGUUCCAAAUUCGACUUCCUGCUCUCCCACGCCGCGUACUGCCGAGACGUGCUCAAACUGAAGAAAGGACAGAGAGCAGUUAUCAGCAACGGAAGAAUCAUUGGUCCACUGGAGGACGGAGAGGUGUUUAACCAGGACGACUUCCUGCUGCUGGAGAACAUCAUCCUCAAAACAUCCGGAGAGCGCAUUAAGAGCAAAGUUCAGGAUUUUGGAAUUGAGGAAGACAGGGCCAGCGACCUCGUGAUGAAGGUGGACGCCCUGCUCUCCUCUCAGCCCAAAGGAGAAGCGCGGGUGGAGUACGGCUUUGCCGAUGACCGCCACAGUGCGGUGAAAAUCCGGCCCAAGGAGGGAGAGGUCUACUUUGAUGUGAUCGCGGUGCUGGAUCCAGUGACCAGGGACGCGCAGAAGCUGGCUCCACUUCUGCUGGUGCUAAAGCAGCUGGUUAACGUCAACUUACGGGUCUUCAUGAACUGCCAGUCCAAGCUGUCAGACAUGCCUCUGAAGAGCUUCUACCGUUAUGUUUUGGAGUCGGAGAUCGUAUUUCAGACUGACAGCAGCUUCUCCCCUGGCCCCAUGGCAAGGUUUCUGGACAUGCCUCAGUCUCCGCUCUUCACCCUGAACCUCAACACCCCUGAGAGCUGGAUGGUGGAAUCUGUGCGCACCCGCUACGACCUGGACAACAUCUACCUGGAGGAGGUGGAGAAUAUUGUUGCAGCAGAGUACGAGUUGGAGCACCUUUUGUUGGAGGGCCAUUGUUUCGACGUGAGCUCAGGUCAGCCUCCGCGAGGCCUCCAGUUCACCUUAGGGACCGAGUCUGAGCCGGUCAUUGUGGACACCAUCGUCAUGGCAAACCUGGGUUACUUUCAGCUCAAAGCCAACCCCGGCGCCUGGAUGCUGAAGCUGAGGAAAGGGCGCUCCAAUGAAAUCUACAAGAUUUACAGCCACGACGGCACAGACUCCCCCGCAGACUCCGAUGACAUCAUCGUCGUGCUCAACAGUUUCAAGAGCAGAAUCAUUAAAGUCAAGGUCCAGAAGAAGCCAGACAAGUUCAACGAGGAGCUGCUGAGCGAUGGGACCGAGGAAGACGACACCGGCUUCUGGAAAUCUUUAACAAGAGGGUUCACCGGUGGAGGGAAGGCGGAGGAGCCAAAGCAGGAGAAGGACAAUGUGAUCAACAUCUUCUCGGUGGCCUCGGGGCAUCUCUACGAGAGAUUCCUCAGGAUUAUGAUGCUGUCAGUUCUGAAGAACACCAAAACUCCUGUCAAGUUCUGGUUCUUGAAGAACUACCUGUCCCCGACUUUCAAGGAGUUCAUCCCCCACAUGGCAAAGGAGUACGGAUUCCAGUAUGAGCUGGUCCAGUACAAAUGGCCCCGCUGGUUACACCAACAGACUGAGAAGCAGAGGAUCAUCUGGGGCUACAAGAUACUCUUCCUUGAUGUUCUGUUUCCCCUCGCCGUCGACAAGAUCCUGUUUGUGGACGCUGACCAGAUUGUGCGCACGGACCUGAAGGAGCUUCGUGACUUCGACCUGGAUGGAGCUCCCUACGGUUACACGCCGUUCUGCGAGAGCCGCAGGGAGAUGGACGGAUACCGCUUCUGGAAGUCCGGAUACUGGGCCAGCCACCUCGCCGGACGCAAAUACCACAUCAGCGCGCUGUAUGUGGUGGACCUGAAGAAGUUCAGGAAGAUCGCCGCAGGAGACCGUCUCAGAGGGCAGUACCAGGGGCUCAGCCAGGACCCCAACAGCCUGUCCAACCUGGACCAGGAUCUUCCUAACAACAUGAUCCACCAGGUCCCCAUCAAGUCUCUGCCUCAGGAGUGGCUGUGGUGCGAAACCUGGUGUGAUGACAGCUCCAAGAAAAGCGCCAAGACCAUAGAUCUGUGCAACAACCCCAUGACCAAAGAGCCCAAGCUGCAGGCCGCUGUGAGAAUCGUAGCCGAGUGGACGGACUACGACCAGGAGAUCAAACGCCUGCAGACCAGAGUCCAGGAGGGAUUGAACCACACGCCCAGGCAGCAAAACACAGGCGCUCACUCUGAGUUGUGAGGACCGGCCGGCCGCUGUGACCAGCCUGAGAAGUGGACUCUGUUUAAAGAGUCUUCUUCGUGGAGAGGCCUCUCGUUGGCCUCGGGGACUGCUGACAGACUGACCACGAGCCCGAGGGCCUGGUUCAAACAAUGUUGUUUUGUUUGUUUUUUUUUUCUAGGGUUUUUUUUUAUUUUCUGUACGUGUGGGUACCAGCAGUGAGAAUGUAUUUUGCAAAGAGAAUCUCAAUUUCAUUUUUUUUUUACCUCUUUCUCCCUGUGAUGGAUGACAGGCUGAUAGUUUGCACUGAUUCUCGCUGAAGCACAAGAUGAAACAGGACUUCGAUGUUUAUCUCUAACGUCUAAUUGCUUUCAUUUCCAAGGGAGAUAAAGCCCUGCGGUAUAAGGUACAGGUGCAUAGAGGAAAAGAAGCUUUACUUUCAAUUGUGAGAAUCUGGGAAAUUGAACGAAUCCCCAUAUUCUUGUAGAAGGGUUGCUGUAACCCUCGGGCACAGAGGCCUGUUUGGGUUACAGCAGAAAGUGAAAAACAGAAGGGAAGAAUUUAAAAGCACUGACCCUUUACCUGUCAGAGAAGAGCAGUCAGAGCCAAUGGCUGCAAAAGAAUUAAAAAAAAUAACUGUUUCCAUGUAAAGAAAAUCCAUGUCUUUUUGUUUCGGCCAUCUGAUAUUUUGUCAAAUAAAAUCUUACAAUCCUCC
Menidia menidia (Atlantic silverside) is the source of this 5293-nucleotide messenger RNA. NCBI's taxonomy places the organism in Eukaryota, Metazoa, Chordata, Actinopteri, Atheriniformes, Atherinopsidae. The record is from the annotation of a GenBank genome assembly.